This is a messenger RNA of Diceros bicornis minor, 3555 nucleotides long. It is a transcript of the gene TRPV2, whose product is annotated as transient receptor potential cation channel subfamily V member 2. Lineage: Eukaryota; Metazoa; Chordata; Mammalia; Perissodactyla; Rhinocerotidae. The transcript is spliced from 13 exons. Gene Ontology annotation, biological process: calcium ion import across plasma membrane. The coding region runs from base 321 to 2321 and encodes 666 amino acids. The record is from RefSeq and is a predicted model, not a curated record. Gene Ontology annotation, molecular function: calcium channel activity; protein binding. Gene Ontology annotation, cellular component: membrane.
AUGGUCGGUGUCUGAUGGCCAACCUGUCCUGACAGGGGACAGUCAACGCCCGCUCCCCACCGUGUCGGCUGGCCGGGUGGGCUGAGGGUGUGGAACACCGAGAGCGCAUGACCCGCUAGCCGCAGCUGCGAGCAGCCUGGGGAGGUUCUGCGGCUCCUCCGUUCCUCGCUGUCAGCGCCCGCCGCCCCUCCCGGCUGCACUUCCUCCCCAGCCCCCGCGGCCCAGGAGGCUCGGGGACCCAGCGGCCGGCAGCCGGAGGCCGCCACGCCCUUGCUUCAGCCGUGCGGGAGAUUGGAGCUGAACAGAGCAGCCUCCUUAGGAUGACCUCGCCCUCCAGCCCUCCCGCUUUCAGGCUUGAGACAUUGGAUGAAGUCCAAGAAGAGGAUGCUAAAGUGGACAAAGGAAAGCUGGGCCAUGGGGAUGGGCCGCCCCCCAUGGAGUCACCAUUCCAGGGCGAGGACCAGAACUUCCCCCCUCAGAUCAAAGUGAACCUCAAGUACAGAAAGGGUGCAGGUGCCAGCCAGCCAGACCCAAACCGCUUUGACCGUGACCGGCUCUUCAGCGUGGUGUCCCGGGGUGUCCCCGAGGACCUGGCUGGGCUACCAGAAUAUCUGCGCCGGACCAGCAAGUACCUCACUGACUCAGAGUACACAGAGGGCUCUACAGGGAAGACAUGCCUGAUGAAGGCUGUGCUGAACCUUCAGGACGGGGCCAACGCCUGCAUCCUGCCGCUGCUGCAGAUCGACCGGGACUCUGGCAAUCCCCGGCCCCUGGUCAAUGCCCAAUGCUCAGAUGAGUACUACCGAGGCCACAGUGCCCUGCACAUCGCCAUCGAGAAGAGGAGCCUGCAGUGUGUGAAGCUCCUGGUGGAGAAUGGGGCAGAUGUGCAUGCCAGGGCCUGCGGCCACUUCUUCCAGAAAAAGAGCCAAGGGACUUGCUUCUAUUUUGGUGAGCUGCCCCUGUCUCUGGCCGCGUGCACCAAGCAGUGGGAUGUGGUGACCUACCUCCUGGAGAACCCGCACCAGCCAGCCAACCUGCAGGCCGCCGACUCCCUGGGCAACACGGCCCUGCACGCCUUGGUGAUGAUCGCUGACAACUCAGAGGAGAACAGCGCACUGGUGAUCCACAUGUACGACGGGCUCCUCCGAGCCGGGGCCCGCCUCUGUCCCGCCGUGCAGCUCGAGGACAUCCCCAACCGGCAGGGCCUCACGCCCCUGAAGCUGGCCGCCAAGGAGGGCAAAAUCGAGAUUUUCAGACACAUCCUGCAGCGGGAGUUCCCGGGGCCAUGCCAGCCCCUUUCCCGAAAGUUCACUGAGUGGUGCUACGGGCCUGUCCGGGUGUCGCUGUAUGACCUGGCCUCUGUGGACAGCUGGGAGGAGAACUCAGUGCUGGAGAUCAUCGCCUUUCAUUGCAGAAGCCCGCACCGACACCGAAUGGUGGUUUUGGAGCCACUGAACAAGCUACUGCAGGCGAAAUGGGACCUGCUCAAGCCCAGGUUCUUCUUCAACUUCCUGUGUCACUUGAUCUACAUGCUCAUCUUCACCAUUGUGGCCCACCACCAGCCUGCCCUGGAGAAGCAGGCCUUCUCCCUCAUGAGAGGAACAGCCGGAAACUCCAUGCUGCUACUGGGCCACAUCCUGAUCCUGCUUGGGGGGGUCUACCUCCUCGUGGGCCAGCUGUGGUACUUCUGGAGGCGCCGUCUGUUCAUCUGGAUCUCGCUCAUGGACAGCUACUUUGAAAUCCUCUUCCUGGUCCAGGCCCUGCUCACAGUGCUGUCCCAGGUGCUGUGUUUCCUGGCUGUCGAGUGGUACCUGCCGCUGCUUGUGUCCUCACUGGUGUUGUGCUGGCUGAACCUGCUUUACUAUACACGUGGCUUGCAGCACACAGGCAUCUACAGCGUCAUGAUCCAGAAGGUCAUCCUGCGGGACCUGCUCCGCUUCCUUCUGGUCUACUUAGUCUUCCUUUUCGGCUUCACUGUAGCCCUGGUGAGCCUCAGCCGGGAGGCCCGGGUCCCCCAGGACCCCACAGGCUCCAAUGUCACGGAAGCAGUGCGGUCUGGGACGGGACAGGAUGAGGAGGGCAGCACGGCCCCAUACAGGGGCAUCCUGGACGCCUCCUUGGAGCUCUUCAAAUUCACCAUCGGCAUGGGCGAGCUGGCCUUCCAGGACCAGCUGCGCUUCCGUGAGGUGGUGCUGCUGCUGCUGCUGGCCUAUGUGCUGCUCACCUACGUCCUGCUGCUCAACAUGCUCAUCGCCCUCAUGAGCGAGACCGUCAACAGCGUGGCCACCGACAGCUGGAGCAUCUGGAAGCUGCAGGGUUGAUGUGAGGAUCCAAUAAGCUCAUAGAUCUAAAGCCCUUAGGACAGUGCCUGGCACAUAGUAGGCUCAGUGUGUUAGUGAUCAUCAUUGUCAUUAUCAGUAAGUAUCUCCUGAGUGUCUACUACGGGGCUAGGCUCAGCUCUAGGUGCUAAAUACACAGCAGAGAACAAGACAAAGUCCCUGCCCUCAUGCAGCAUCCAUUCUGUGUUCAUUGUAUGUUACAUGGGGUCAGUUUAGUGGCGAGGCAGGCAAGAUGUGCAAUCCUGGGGCUGGCCCAGGCUGGGAGAGUUGGGGGAGCAGAGGCCCCUGUAGCUGGGGGCUGAUAUGACAGCUACCUAUGGUGGAAGCAAUAGCUGCUUCUCAACUGGAGGAGGGUUGGGGUGGGUCUGGGUAGUUGGUGCGAGGAGAUCCUUGCCCAGGAGGCUGGACUCUGUUACCAAUUCACUUUUUUUUUUUUUUUGUGAGGAAGAUCAGCCCUGAGCUAACAUCCAUGCUAAUCCUCCUCUUUUUGCUGAGGAAGACCGGCCCUGAGCUAACAUCUAUUGCCAAUCCUCCUCCUUUUUUUCCCCCAAAGCCCCAGUAGAUAGUUGUAUGUUGUAGUUGCACAUCCUUCUAGUUGCUGUAUGUGGGAUGCCGCCUCAGCAUGGCAGGAGAAGCGGUGCGUUGGUGCACGCCCAGGAUCUGAACCCGGGCCGCCAGUAGCGGAGCGCGCGCACUUAACCGCUAAGCCACGGGGCCGGCCCCUCAAUUCACUUCUGACCUUGGGCGAGCCCCUUACCUUCUCUGAGCCUCCAUGUCCUCCUCUGCAAAUUUCUGUGUCCCACCUAACUUGCUCAUGUGCCGAUGGGCAGGCACAUUGUGUGUGGGGUAGAGCAAAUGAAGAUGUGUACCUGGUGGUGUGGAACUCUGGAACCUGUGACCAUGCAAUAACAAGUGACUGUUGAGCACCCAUGAUGUGCUGACUUCCCAGCACCCAUCCGUCUAUAAGGGGAAACUCAGAGUCAGAGGGGUUGAAGGCAUCGCACCGCUAAUCAAACAUUGGAGCCGGAUUCAAAUCCAUGUGCUUAGGGGACUUUGGGGUAUACUGUAAGGUGCUGUGGUGCAUCUUCCUGGCUGUUCUGUCUGAUGUGUCCUUUGUCCCCAGAAAGCCAUCUCUGUCCUGGAGAUGGAGAAUGGCUACUGGUGGUGCAGGAGGAAGAAGCAGCGGGCAGGUGUGUUGCUGACAGUCGGCACCAGG